This is a messenger RNA of Lachnellula hyalina, 4368 nucleotides long. RefSeq names its product ATP-dependent bile acid permease. Lineage: Eukaryota; Fungi; Ascomycota; Leotiomycetes; Helotiales; Lachnaceae. Gene Ontology annotation, biological process: transmembrane transport. Gene Ontology annotation, molecular function: ATP binding; ATP hydrolysis activity; ABC-type peptide transporter activity. The record is from RefSeq and is a predicted model, not a curated record. The transcript is spliced from 4 exons. The coding region runs from base 1 to 4368 and encodes 1455 amino acids. Gene Ontology annotation, cellular component: membrane; fungal-type vacuole.
AUGGCGCAAUUCAUAGUGCAAGAUUAUUCCGCGCCGCGAUUCCAGGGUUUUGCUGCUUACCCUUCUGCAUUCCUGGAGGUGGAUGUGGAGGUGGAGGAAGGCGGGGUUAGUGUGGGUGGAGGUUGUAAGAGGGUUUGGGAUCCAGUAAAUGCCCGAUUCGAACCUUGUGCCCUACCACUCAUCUCAGCAAUCCCCGCAGCCAUCACCCUAUGCAUCCUCCUUGGCUUCGUGCUCCAACUCCUGCCAACGCGCAAAGUGACACCAAAAUGGCUCCGAGUUUUCAUCCACGAGAUCCCCGAGCAGCAAGAAGAGCUUCUCCCUAAGAAGAAGCGGCAUUUUACUUUUCUGUCAGGAACCCUGCUUCUUGCGUCUCUGGUGGGAUUCAUCUUGCAAACGGUCUCGGUAUUUCGUCCCAAGCUUCGGCUGGUGGCAAUAUACCCAGCUGCAUCAUGGGCAAUUGCAUGCCUUAUUGUUACUCUCCAGCGUCCGGCAAAGACGCCAAAAGCAUUGCUCGUUUUGUAUACCAGCAUUUUUGCUACUCAGGCAAUAGUCCUUAUCGACAAAUUCUUCUCUACCUCCCGCGAAGACAUCCCCGCUAUCCUAGCACUCAUCACCUCCCUCAUCGCCAUCUUAGUAGUUUUGCACAUGCCCUUGCGCGACCCAUCUCUGCCUCGCGCUACUAUCAGCCCCACGUUCGGUCCACCCACAGACAAGCUGCGCAGUCCGGAAGAUGAUCUGACGCUUUGGCAGUUCAUGUCCGUCUCAUGGAUGAAACCGCUGAUCGAUCUGGGGAACGCUCGACAGCUCAAUGACGAAGAUGUAUGGUCGCUCAGCUACGAAUUCCAGCAUCGCAUCUUGCAUGAUCGGUUCCGGGAGUUGAAAGGCUCGGUGUUGAGGCGGCUGGUUGAGGCUAAUGGGUUGGAUUUAAGUAUGGAGGAUCAUCGGGCGCCGAAACGCGCUGCGUUGACAUAUGCGCUGUUUUCGCUCGUUCUGAGGUUUGUUGGGAGCCAAUCUUCUGUCUUCAGUCUUUGGUAUGGGAGACGGGCGUAUGAGAGGUCGAGGGGGGAGAUGAUUACGAUGUUGUAUGAGAAAACGCUGUCGCGGAAGGUGGUUAGUGUCAGUAGCAAACCUGAAGAGCACAAUUCUACGAAUGGGACAAAUGGCUCGGUCAAAAUUGUGCGUCGAUCGAGAUGGGGAAAAGCGGUGGAAUAUCUCAAGAAACCUUUUCAGUCCAAGAAAAAAACGCCGGUGCUGGAAAGUGUGCCGGAGAAAUCCCCUGAACUGGCUUCUAUGGGGAAGAUCAUGAAUCUCAUGCGCUUCUGGGAAUUCUCGUCCCUCGUGUCCCAACCUCUGGGCUUGGUCUUCUCCGUCGUUCUAAUCUGGCGACUAAUCGGAUGGCCCUGCCUAAUCGGCGUCGUAACAGUCUUUAUAGCCCAAGCCAUCAAUGCUUUAAUCGCACGCGCCCUCUUAAGCUGGGAGAAAGACCGCCGCAUAGCAACAGACAACAAACUCCACAAGAUCGGGCAGCUAGUUGAAGCUAUCCGGCAUCUACGCUACUACGGCUGGCAAGAUGUUUGGCUAGCUCGUAUCAUGGAAGCUAGACAGCACGAGUUGACGUUGAGAAUCAUCACUGCGCUGUGGCGCAUUCUCAUUGCGUUUACGAAUUCGUUUGCUAGUGGCAUGUUCCCAGUGGUUGCGUUUUAUGCGUAUACUGUUUGGGCGGGCCAGCCAUUGACAGUCGAUGUUGCGUUCCCGGCAUUGCAGCUAUUCAGUAUGAUGGAGACCAGUCUUCGCGAAGUACCGAAUCUAAUUACCGUAUUGUUGAAUGCCAAGGUCUCUGUUACUCGACUGGAAGAAUUCAUGAGUGAACCUGAAAAGGAAAAUGCGGACACUGGGCAGGGUUUGAAUACCAAACUUGAAAUGAAGGAUGCUUCGUUUGCGUGGCCAGGGGCGACUGAACCUGUUCUUAGCAACAUUACCCUCUCCUUCCCAACAGGACUGACGGUCAUCUACGGAGAGGUUGGUGCGGGGAAAACUGCCUUACUCCAAGCAUUACUUGGUGAGCUUGACCGGUUGAGUGGCGAAUACGAUCGAGCAAAUGACCCAGUUGGAUACUGUGCUCAAACCCCCUGGCUACAGUCCAUGAGUAUCCGAGAAAACAUUCUCUUCUCUUCCCCAUACGAAGAAUUACGCUACAAACAAGUCCUCGAGGCAUGCGCGCUGAUUCCAGACAUGGCGAAUUUCAAACACGGUGAUCUGUCUCUUGUAGGCGAGAACGGCGUUGGUCUUUCAGGCGGGCAAAAGGCUCGUCUCUCUCUUGCUAGAGCUGUAUAUUCCAGAGCCAAUAUCCUACUACUCGAUGAUCCACUUUCGGCACUGGACCACCACACAGCGGAAUCCAUUGUCCGGAAGUGUCUCUCUGGUCCAUUGUUGAAAGACAGGACCGCGAUACUUGUUACGCACCGUACGGAACUCUGCCUCGGGUUGGCGGACCAGAUCGUUCACAUGGUGGAUGGUGAAGCCCGCGUUAUUGAGGCGGAAUCGAUUGCUUCAGAGGACUUACAUGGAGCUACUCCAGAAGAGCCUGUCACUGAAGAGGACUCUACAGAUGAGGUACAACAACUUGCGGCUCCUGAUAAAUUCAUGGAAGAUGAACAUCGAGCUCACGGUGGCGUCAAAGCUUCCAUUUACUGGGAAUAUAUCAAAGCGGGAAAGCUCAGGUGGUGGUUUGUCCUUAUCAUUGUCCUUGCUUUAUAUCGAGUUAUUGAUGUUGGAGAGACUUGGUUCCUCAAACAAUGGGGUGAAGCCUAUGGUGAUCGAGAUGAGAGAGCCACUUCUGGUCCGUUUGGAAACCUGCCCAACCCAGAAACGAACAUUCGGCCCUGGCUCAUUGGAUUCUUUCUCAUUGCCGCCGCUCAGUCUAUUACAUAUCUAAUAUCUCAAGCAUUUAUGUUGGUCAUAAUCUACCAGGCAGGGAAGAAUAUGUUUGAAAGGGUCAUGACCCGAGUUACCCACGCCACAUUCCGCUUCUACGAUGUCACACCUGUUGGCCGUUUGAUGAACCGCCUCACGUCUGAUAUCAACACCAUAGAUGGUAACAUCAGCAAUCAGUUCCAGAAUGUGGCUGUUCUAUCUAUUUCUUGGAUAUCAUCCAUCGUGGUUAUUGGAUCAGUAACCCCGCCGUUCCUCAUAUUCGCCAUUGCUCUCACCAUAGCAUUUGUCGUCAUAUUCAUGCACUUCCUCCCUACAUCUCAAAGUCUCCGCCGCUUGGAAAUGGUUUCCUUGAGCCCUCUCAUUUCCAAUUUCGGAGAACUCGCUACAGGUCUUACCAGCAUCCGAGCCUUCAAAGUCUCGCACCUCUUCCAAGCUAGAGUCAUAACCGUGACGGACAAAUUCCAAAAAAUGGAUCACUUCUACUGGAGUCUCCAAGCAUGGCUAAUGUACCGCUUCGACAACCUCUCCGCCAUCUCCACCUUCCUCAUGACAACCAUGGCCCUCUAUACCGGCGUCUCCCCCGGCCUAACCGCCUUCCUCCUAACCGCCGCCGGCAAAUUCGUCCUCGGCACUCACCUCCUCUGCAAACAAUAUGGCCAACUACAAAUGGACUUCGUCUCAGUAGAACGCGUCGUCGAACUGCUCCACCUCCCCCAAGAACCCCCCGGUCAAAUUGACCCGCCCGCCUACUGGCCCCGCCUCAAUGGCGACAUCGUCUUCGAAAACGUCACCAUCCACUACGCGCCACACCUCGACCCAGCCCUUUCAGACAUCUCCCUCACGAUCGCGGGCGGCAGCACCACCGCGCUCACCGGCCGCACCGGCUCCGGCAAAAGCACCCUCGCGCUCUCCCUACUCGCCACAACUCUCCCGUCCUCCGGACGCAUAAUCAUCGACGGGAUAGACAUAGCGACCAUCAACACGCAAGCGUUGCGCAAACGCAUCACCUUCCUCGCGCAAGACCCCAUCCUCUUCCCCGGCAGCAUGCGCGCGAACCUCGACCCGCUGGACGAAUUCUCCAACUCGGAAUGCGCCACUGUGCUCGCCAAAGUAGCGGGCAAGCACGGCUGGACGCUCGCCACGCAUGUCGAUACCGGGGGCCGGAACCUGAGCCAGGGGCAGAGGCAGCUGGUAGGUCUGGCUAGGGCGCUGCUGCGCAGGAGUGCGGUGGUGGUUAUGGAUGAGGCGACGGCGAGUAUUGAUGGGGAGACGGCGGGGAGGAUCUUGGGGCUGUUGAGGGAGGAAUUGGGUGGGAGUACGGUGCUUGUUGUUGCCCAUCGUUUGGAGGCUGUUAGGGGCGCUGAUGGGUGUGUUGUGCUUGGACGGGGGAGGGUGCUGGAGGUAAGGAGGGGGGUUGAUGGCGUUAUGGAGUGA